Coffea arabica (coffee) is the source of this 885-nucleotide messenger RNA. NCBI's taxonomy places the organism in Eukaryota, Viridiplantae, Streptophyta, Magnoliopsida, Gentianales, Rubiaceae. The record is from RefSeq and is a predicted model, not a curated record.
AUGGAGAAUGGGGUGUGGAUCCCAGGGAGGCUUGCGGAGUUUCUACCAGCCGACAUGGUACAGCAAGUCCUGGCGAUGGGUAGCCCACCCGGGGAUUCUCCAGAUCGGAUGGUAUGGACUGCGUCAACUUCGGGUCAGUUUUCACUGGCAUCGGCAUACAGUGAGCUCCGCGAGUGUAAGCCAUCUUCUUUUCUGUAUCGUCAAGCAUGGUAUCCAAACGUUCCCCAGAAGGUGUCCUUCUUUGUUCUUCGGCUACUGCGGAAUCACCUCUCCUUGGAUGACAUUCUUGCAUCGUAUGACUUCCAAUUGCUCUCCAAGUGUUCCUAUUGCUUAAUACAGCAGAUUGAGUCACUGGGGCAUUUGUUCGCAGAGGGGGGUCUGGCAGCUGAAGUUUGGAAAUUUUUUGGUUCAGUUUGUGGGGUUCACCUCAAUGCAGGUCACGUGAGAGGGAUCUUGGGGAGUUGUUGGCUUAGGCGGAUCAACUCGGAGAGGCUUAAACUCAUGUUUCAGAUCUUAACUAGUCUUGUCUAUUGGCAUAUCUGGAAGGCUAAGAAUAAAGCAAUAUUUCAAGGGUCCAGAAUGAACCCGGCUACGGUAUGUCGGGAUAUUUUUAAGGAUCUAAAGGAUGCCUAUGGCCUGGUGUUCUUGGAGUUACAGCAGUUGAAUAUAGAUGGGUGCUUGAAAGAUAACCCUGGAGUGAGUGGUGGAGGUGGGAUUCUUCGGAGCACUGAGGGAAGGCUGCUUUUUGCGUUCUCUGUGUACUUGGGGCAGUGUACCAGUUUGCAGGCGGAGGCUAAGGCGUUGCUGCUUGGACUGCAAUUAUGUGUACAACGAGGCUGCUUGGAUAAUCUGGUUGUUGAAUCAAAUUCGAUGAUGUUAGUCUGA